AUGCCUUGGAUUCUCUUCAGCAACUCGUCCGCCGAAGCACCCAACGAUCCGUCACAAUCCAUGGUCGCUUCGGUGUUCUUAGGCUCGGUCUGUCGUCGAUGGCGGGAGAUCGUCGAAGCAACACCCAGACUCUGGACGUCAAUCGCUAUCAACACCUACCGUUCUGAUAGGCAGGCCACUACUUCCAGUGGUUCCUUCCACCCGGACCAGUUUGAUUUAAAGGCCUUCAGCCUGGGCAAUUUGACUGCAGACGGCGAUCGAUUCAACCAAGACUCGGCCAUGCAGUCUGAAUAUGUGAAAUUGGAGAACGUGUAUGACUGCCCGUGCACUCUCCCCACAUGCCCUGCAUUCAUAGCAAAGACGAGGCUGGCUAACAUGCAACCUCGACAAGCUGUCGUGGCCGCGUCGAGAGAUACUCCUGACUCGAUCUUCUUUGGUUUGGUCGCAGCAGCUACCCUUUGCGACCCGAGAUAUCGUCGGGCAGGUGCUGGAAAGGUCUUUGUCGACCAUCUGGUUUCAGGACUCGGAAGGUCUACGGGAGUGCGGCCACAUUGGGAGUACCUGGUCAUGGGCAUCAUCAACGUCCUCGCCCCAAUUCUUCCUAGCGACGCCGAAAGGCAAGAUGUGGCCAUUUGCCAGUCUAUCUACCCGUUUCACUCCAGAAUAGUAGACACUUUGCUCGCAGAUUUCGACUAUCUCACUCAGAAGGACGAUGUCGGUGAUUCCAGAAGAUUCCUGGUGGCUAAAAUGCUCCUGCUGUUCAUGGAUGACCCAGAGACAAAGCGACACAUGUGCAAAGAGAAAACGCUCCGACUCCUUGUUCAUUGCUGGUUAGAAACCUCCCCUGCGUGCACGAUGAGGAAGACAGCUGCGGGCACGGUACUCGAACUCCUUGUUCGAAAGGAUUCUUGCGGCAAUUCACCACCCCCAGACUACCUAGACAGGCUUUUCAAGGCGGUCCAGGUCCCGAAUUUUGUCUCUCGGAUCAAUUUCUCUCUCAAACACAAGAAUCUUCCUGCGGAGACCCUACAUAAGGAGAUCAGCAUCCUGCGCAAUCUUACCGAAUCCUGGCUCCCAUUCUCACCGAAGCUACUCAAAGGAAGCGUAUCCAAACAAGUCGUUGCAGCUGUCCGGCGUAUUCUAAAGAACGACCCCCAAAUGGACAAGCACAAAACUCUGCCUCGCGUCGAGUUGUUCAUUCAGUAA
Cyclocybe aegerita is the source of this 1206-nucleotide messenger RNA. The record is from the annotation of a GenBank genome assembly. NCBI's taxonomy places the organism in Eukaryota, Fungi, Basidiomycota, Agaricomycetes, Agaricales, Hemipholiotaceae.